UCACAGCCUGGGAAGGGCUCUGGAAUUCUUUGCAUCAGCUUAAGAAGAUAUAUCAACUUUGUGUUCUGUCCAGAGGGUAAAGCUUCUGAAGAAUGAAGAUAUUGAUAAUGAUUGAUUUUGUCCUUGCAGCUAACUUCAUGGAUGCCAUUGGCAGCUCUGAUCUACAGAACUGUUUUCAAGAGCAGAUACGACUUCAGGGCCAAGUUAGGAUUCUGGAACAUCGUGUGAAACAGCAGCAGCUAAAAAUUAUAUGGCUUUUGGAGAAGAAAGAGAUUCAGUACAGUGACAGAGGAGAUGAAAAGAGUGUCAUUGACUUGGGAGAAAAAAGACAGUAUUCAGAUUGUGCAGAAAUCUACAAUGACGGCCAUAAGCAAAGUGGAUUUUAUAAGAUGAAACCUAUCCAGAGUCCUACUGAAUUCCUUGCCUUCUGUGACAUGUCUGAAGGGGGUGGCUGGACUGUUUUUCAGAGACGUUCUGAUGGCAGCCAGAAUUUUGAUAGAGUCUGGACUGACUACGAAGAAGGAUUUGGAAAUUUUGUUUCAAAAAAUGGUGAAUAUUGGCUUGGAAAUAAAAAUCUUCAUUAUUUGACUAAUCAAGGGAACUAUACUUUAAGAAUUGAUCUAACCGAUUUUGAAGGAGAACGGCGGUUUGCACAAUAUGCAAGAUUCAGAGUUGCAGGUGAAGAGUAUUCUUAUGAGAUGAAUUGUGGUGAAUACUCUGGUACAGCUGGUGAUUCCCUUACUGGUGGAUUUCAUCCUGAAGUAAAAUGGUGGGCUGAUCACCGAGGAAUGAAAUUCAGUACUAGAGACAGGGAUAAUGACAACUACGAAGGGAACUGUGCUGAAGAGGAAAAUGCUGGCUGGUGGUUUAACAGGUGUCAUUCUGCCAACUUGAAUGGUUUGUACUACAAGGGUCCCUAUACUGCAAAGACAGACAACGGGAUCGUUUGGUACACUUGGCAUGGGUGGUGGUAUUCUCUGAAAUCUGUUGUCAUGAAGGUCAGACCAGCAGACUUUGAACCUAAUAUUGUUUAAGUGUUUUAUUAAGAUGAUUUAUCUGGUUAAUCUUUCAGCAAAUCAGUCCAAAUUAAAAUGGGCUGGUUUUUGCUUCUCAUCUAUGCAUAUAUAAACCUGGAAUAAUUUCUCUGUAACCAGUAGUUUUAGGAGAUGUAAAUGAGAAGAAAAUCCGGCUUAUGAAUCUGUAUACAAAUACCUACGCUACUGUGUGUACAGGCUUUUUUGAAAAAAGCAGGCAUUCACCUAGGAAUAAGGACAUCUUCAUCAACAUGGAGAAUUUUUAGCUUCUGCAGUAACUAAAAAUCCUUUCACCUUUAAAUAAAACAGUAUUGUCACAGUGUUGACUCAAAAAUUAAAAUUAUUUGUACUUAUUACAACCAAAAAGCUAUUUAAAUA
This is a messenger RNA of Melopsittacus undulatus (budgerigar), 1412 nucleotides long. RefSeq names its product fibrinogen like 1 (gene FGL1). NCBI's taxonomy places the organism in Eukaryota, Metazoa, Chordata, Aves, Psittaciformes, Psittaculidae. The transcript is spliced from 8 exons. The record is from RefSeq and is a predicted model, not a curated record. The coding region runs from base 93 to 1034 and encodes 313 amino acids. Gene Ontology annotation, biological process: blood coagulation.